AUGGCAGCGUGUACACCCCAAAUACUACCAGCUCCCAAUUUACAGGGGGAAGACGAUCUUUUGUACGACAAUGAAAUGUUAUUGGAGGAGGAUGACGCUGAUGAAGACAUGAUCAGCGAACAAGAUGUCUCCAACAGUGAUGAAGAUAUGGUCUGUGAUGAUGUCGUUUCCUUCAAAACCAGUGAAGAAGAUGAAGACAUGGUCAGCGAAUAUGUCCACAACAGCGAUGAAGAUAUGAUCAGCGACGAAGAAUACAUCGACACCAGCAAGAAGGAUGAUAAGAAGAAAGUGGAUAAGAAGCCUCUUCGCAUGCCACAGAUAGCCUUGAUUACAGCUAGGAAUCGUCACAAGCCCUCCCUGACAACAAAACCACCCACUACAAGUACCCCGCCAUUCGCACCCCAACAAGAGGGCAAGCAAAUGAUGCACACCACAGUGCAAAUGGCAUCCAGCGACUCCCUCACAUUGAUCGGUAUAUUGAAGAACAAGGAAAGCGUGCAUCGAUCAUGUUUCUUGGGCUUCUUUUGUGGCGGUGGUUACAACUACAAGGAAAAGCAAGCCAUUGUACAGCGUUCCACCGAGUUUCAUUGGUUAAGCCGCUUCAUCAAAGCAUUCAAAUGCACAAGCGUGGAUCUCAACUUCCAUGCGUACCCAACUGGAAAUCAUGCAAAGGACAUUGGCGAUUACGGUGCUGUUAUGGUCAUGUUUUCAUCACGUGAAUUGAGCGAGCAAUUGGAGUCAAUGGGUUGUUCGUUAUCCAAAGGGACGACCGAUGCUUACCUUCUCGCUCAAAUUUACCUCGCCGACUUGCCGAAUCGGGGGGUCCAUCUCAUCCUCUUUAUCCUGGCGUAUUAUGCAGCCAAUGGGUGUUUGCUUUAUGGACCUGAACAAUUGCUACUUGGAGGAGUCAAUCUAGUAGCCAAAGACAAGACAAUCCUUACGUGGAUGCAGACCGAAUUGGCAACACUGAAUAUCAUGUCCAACAUUGUCGGCCAAGAGACUGAUCCAGUUUACAACCUCACCAUUGGAAAGAAGGAGCUGAUGCGAAACAAGGCCCUAUUUCUCUCUGCAAUGGACUACAUUCGUAUGGCUCAAAUCCCAUUGCACCACAAGCUUGUUGAUCUCGAGACCUUGCUGACGACUGGGAUGACUCCAUAUGGUGACACUCCUGCAGCAACUAACGUCCCAUUCUAUGACUAUUUGGGCGUGGAUGGAUUGGCAGACCCACUUACAAGGGUGAUUGGACAGGAUACGUGUGUAAUGCGAUUGGCAGCGUUGAAUCAGUUCCUAUUGGGUCUUGGUAUGGCAUCGGUGAAGGACACCCGCGAAUGUCGCCCCAUCGAGAUAGCAGCCCAUUUACGAUCCAUGGACCCCACAAAGAAUGACUUAGCCAAAAAGUAUCAUGACAUGUGCAUGAAGAGGAUUCGUGAGACGAUGCCCAACAAUGUUGUCAAUGGAACGGAGGGGUUCCAUCCCUGUGACCUGUGCCCGAAAUCAUACCCUACACGCGACAUGUUGACAGCACACAAAGUGGAGGAUCACGAGGAGAAGGGUGAGAGGGAGUGCAAGUGCGAUCAGUGUGGCAUGGUGUUAUCAACAAGAACUACGUUGCGAUUACACAAAUUCAACCUUCAUCCUUAUGAACAAACUUGUGGAUCGUGUAAUGCAACCUUCGAGAACUUCCACGCUUACUACGCCCAUAAGGUCUUCAUGCAUCAAUAUGAAUGGAAGGAUUGUGAUGCCACCUUUUACAGCCAACAGCUGGAACCUAUCCAUGAUCAACGUAUGGACGAAGAUGAAAAGCAACAACACCAUUCACCUCAUCCAGGUUGUGAAGCAUCGUUUGGCAAUCGUACAAACCCGGAUCUUUCGGAUGUUUUGGUCGACGAGGAGGCUUCAAGCAAAGACUUGCAAGAGCUUGUGGAUCAAUUGGUUAGCGGCGGUUCGAAAAGCGGGAAAAGAUCAGCAACAGCAGCCGGGUUGUCAUCUCCUACCAAUGCUGUCAAGAAGAAAAUUGGCGCCAUGGAUCAACUCCUGACACGGUCUCAUGCUGGUGCUGAUAACAUACCAAGGAUUGUAUUCUCCAAUGUACCGGUGCAUGACCAGCUUGUAUUUGUUGAGUUGAUCAAGAACUCCCCAUUGCAUGCCACCGUAAUUCUUGACAAAUCCAACAUCGAGGAAGCAACGCACGUGAUCAGCUAUGUCGGGGAUCCAUCAACAAUGCGUACGCCAUCAUACCUUUACGCCAUCAACGAUAGCAGGAUGCACAUUAUGAGCGCCAAAUGGGUUGCUGAUAGCAUCACCAAUUGCAAGUGGAUGGAUGAAGAAUACUACAAGGUAGCAAUACCACGCAAAGAUGUUUUACAAGGCAUCCAAUUGACCUUUAUUGGUAAUCCGUACCCUUUACGGCAUGCGAUUGAGCGAGCAUCAAAGGUUUCUGGAGCGCACAUCUUAGGCCAAAACCUGGCACCGCAUGAUGGAAUGGACACAUCCAAGAUAACCCAAGACUUGACGAGCAACAACAUUGAUCCCAACAUUCCCAUUUGUAUUGUCACUGACGAGGAGGCGUUUGUCCAGGAGUCCAAAAAUGUCCAAGUUCGCACGAUCAAGUGGCUGAUUGAAGUUCUUGCUCAUCAACGGGAGAUCAUUAGAGUUUGA
Lichtheimia ornata is the source of this 2658-nucleotide messenger RNA. RefSeq lists its product as uncharacterized. The transcript is spliced from 13 exons. Gene Ontology annotation, molecular function: DNA-binding transcription factor activity, RNA polymerase II-specific; RNA polymerase II transcription regulatory region sequence-specific DNA binding. Gene Ontology annotation, biological process: regulation of transcription by RNA polymerase II. The coding region runs from base 1 to 2658 and encodes 885 amino acids. The record is from RefSeq and is a predicted model, not a curated record. NCBI's taxonomy places the organism in Eukaryota, Fungi, Mucoromycota, Mucoromycetes, Mucorales, Lichtheimiaceae. Gene Ontology annotation, cellular component: nucleus.